Molecule: messenger RNA, 3099 nt
Organism: Suillus subaureus
Lineage: Eukaryota; Fungi; Basidiomycota; Agaricomycetes; Boletales; Suillaceae
Product: calcium ATPase transmembrane domain M-containing protein
Exons: 16
Coding region: 1-3099 (1032 amino acids)
Biological process (GO): intracellular potassium ion homeostasis; proton transmembrane transport; potassium ion import across plasma membrane
Cellular component (GO): membrane
Molecular function (GO): ATP hydrolysis activity; P-type sodium:potassium-exchanging transporter activity; ATP binding
Source: RefSeq, a predicted model, not a curated record
AUGUCAGACACAACAUCCUCUCCUGAUUCUGGCCGCGGGUCCGAGAAAGGCUAUGGCAUUCAAAUCGCAUACCGUACAUUAUCGGGCUGCGUCGAAGAGAAACAGACGACCUCCAAAUCCCCGCCAGACCCAGCGGACACAAUUGGAAGCAUAGAUGCCCAUUUAUUGAGUGUCGACGAAGUGUAUAUCCGGUAUUCCACUCAUCCCACAGUCGGUUUGGAGCUUGCCGCUGUUCGUCGCAGGGAGCGUGAUGGCAAGAAUAUCAUUAGUCCUCCACCUACCGUCUACUGGAAGAAAAUGCUUGAUUAUAUUUUUGGUGGCUUCAAUUUUCUUAUGUGGAUCUCGUUCAUCUUGACUAUCCUCUCCUAUAAACCACUCGGGCCUCCUAUACCUCUCACUCUUGGUAUUGCCGUGCUAUUGAUAUUCGUCAUCGUCGUUUCUGCUACAUUCUAUGCUUUGAUCGAUUGGAACGCGAACAGAAUCAUGAAGUCGAUAAAAUCUCUAAUUGCACAUGAGGCUGCGGUCAUUAGGGACGGAAACCAGCAAAUAAUCAAAGCUGCUGACAUUGUAGUUGGUGAUGUUACUGUGCUCAACGCUGGCGAUCGUGUCCCGGCCGACAUGCGUGUCGUGCAGGCAUCGUCCGACCUUCGCUUUGAUCGCUCUCUCCUGACGGGUGAAAGUGCAACAUCCAACAAUGCUCUGGAGACUCGCAACCUCGCACUGACUUCCACUUUUGUCGUGCAAGGGACUUGCCAUGGAGUCGUGUUUGCCACGGGAGAUAGAACUGUCAUGGGACGCCUUGUCAAGAUGUCGGGAGAAACAAAGUUCAAGCUUACCACUAUCCAAAGAGAAGUGUGGUUUUUCACCAAAAUCAUUUCAUAUGUUGCACUCUUUUUCUUCUGCUCAUCGAUUCUUCUUUACGGCGUUUGGUUACGGACAUCGUAUCCUGGGUAUGACACCCCGUCUUCUGCAAUCGUAAAUUCAAUUGGCUGCUUGACUGCUUUCGUUCCCCAAGGCCUCCCGGUUUGCGUGGCACUCUCGUUAACUGUUGUUGCCCGUCGCAUGGCUAAACGUCAGGUGUUGGUCAAAAAUCUGGCGACCAUCGAGACGUUAGGAUGCAUGUCUGUGUUAUGUUCCGACAAGACAGGCACAUUGACUGCAGGAAAGAUGAUGGUAGGGAAUAUUGCCUUCCUUGAUGACGUAUUUGGUGUCGAGGAUGUUAACGAGAGGGUUACGAAGGCAUCAGACCCUACCAUCGCGAGGCUUUGCAACGGCGCGAAAUUUGAUGCGACGACUAAUCACCUUCCUGUGCAAGAUCGUACGGUCAAGGGCGAUCCGACUGAUACUGCUCUUUUGCGUUUCUCCGAGGCCCUUUCGAUACCGGAGCUUGGUGUGGAUGCCAGUACUCUUCAGCAAGAUUAUCAGAAGAAGUUUGAGAUCCCUUUCAAUUCCAGCAACAAGUGGAUGCUUUCCGUGGUCUCCAAGGUCAACAUUGCUGAAAAGAACGUAGAUUCGACAUGGAUGUUCAUCAAGGGAGCUCCUGAAGUCUUGUUCCCUUCCUGCAGCAGUGUGCUACAGAGUGAUGGGACGGUCGUCAAGUUAACAAGUAGGGCGAGGCAGACGUUCGCCACGCUUCAAGAGGACUGGUCAAGCCGAGGCCAACGAGUGCUUGUACUAUGUAGGAAACCCAUAGAAGAAAUCAAGACUGGACUUCCACCGAACGACGUGGAAGAUCUCAUGUACAUGGAGAUGUGCGAUUUAACCUUGGUUGGUCUAAUUGGAAUUUACGAUCCUCCUCGCCCGGAUGUAUCGCCGUCGAUUUCUAUCAUUCGACGAGCUGGUGUUCGAGUCUUUAUGGUCACUGGUGAUUUUAAGCUCACUGCUCUAGCUAUUGCACGCCAGGUCGGUAUCAUUACCCAGCACGUUGUUGACACCAUCCAGGAUGUCCGAGCUGCUGCAUCUGAGAAGGUCUCGCCGAAAGAUUAUUGUCUUUCCAAGCCAUCGGAUGAUGAUCCUAUCUGCUCCCUGGUACUCACAGGGGAAGACGUCGCAUCUCUCACCUCGUUUGAUUGGAAUGUCGUCGUUGGGGCCUAUACAGAGAUCGUAUUUGCGCGCACUACCCCUGACCAGAAAAUGCGAAUUGUGGAGGAGAUUAAAGCUCGCGGAGACAAUACAGUCGCAGUCACUGGAGAUGGUGUCAAUGAUGCGCCAGCACUCAAAGCCGCUGAUAUUGGUGUUGCGAUGGGUAGUGGCAGUGAUGUGGCAAAGGAAGCAGCCGUCUUGAUCUUGUUAAAUAAUGACUUUGCUUCCAUCCCCGUCGCGAUAGAGUUGGGUCGGCUAGUCUUUGAUAACCUGAAAAAAGUCACUUUGUAUCUCAUGCCUGGUGGAAGUUAUGCGCAAUUCAUGGCGAUCGUCGCAAACGUAUUACUAGGCAUGCAGUUACCCUUGAAUUCGUAUCAACAAACCUGCUAUUCCAUUACCAACGAUGUUAUCAUGUCCAUCUCGUUAAUGUAUGAGAAGCCGGAGUGGGACUUGAUGCAGCGCAAACCACGCAACGCCAGGACCGAUAGGCUUACGGGUUGGCGCUUUUUUCUCCAUAUCUACUUGUUCUAUGGACUGAUGCUGUGGCCCUGCGCGAUGGCGAUGUGGUUCUUGUACAUGAACCAGCAGGGCCUCAGUUUCUAUAAAGUCAUCUUGACUUUCAACCAAUGGGAAGAUGGCUGGCAGGGUUACACCCUCGCUCAACUGACCCAGUUCGUCAAUGUUGGUCAAGGCAUUUACUAUGUGACGGUGGCUAUCGGACAGUGCGGUACUCUUCUAGCAGUUUCCAACCGCCGAGUAUCGAUACUGCAUUCGAAUCCUCUAUGGGGCCCGCGUCGCAACCUGCUGGUACUUGUCGGCAUGAUAGGCACGAUAUUGAUCUGCAUCGUGAACCUCUAUGGAGCUGGCUUCCAGCGGGUGUUUGGCACGACGCCUAUCCCUGGGAUGUUCUGGGGUCUUCCGUUUACCUUCGCUUUGGGGAUUUUGCUCGUGGACGAAACUCGCAAAGCCAUCGUGAGGAAAUAUCCGAAGUCUUUCAUCGCGUGGCUGGCAUGGUGA